AGAGCAGAGACAGAAAACUACAAUUCCCAGCGACCCCCGCGCCAGAGCCGCCCAGACUGGCACUUCUCCGCGUCGUACUGGUCUGGAUCGCAGAGGUCGCCGCCAGGCUCGGGUCGCGAGGUGAUGACGCUAACGCUCUGAAGCCGAGUGCCAGUCUUUUCCGCCACCCGGCUGCUUAGUCGCUGUGGUGGCGGCUUCUGCGGCGAGCUUUUGUUGGGACUCUUCCGAGGCUGGCGCUGUCUGCGAGCCGACGACGCCGGGACCACACCGAUACAGAACUGAAGUCCAGAAACGCAAAUGAUUGGGCCCAAGUCACACAGGUGAUGUCUGGCCCGAGAGGUAUAGCCACAUGAGAUCAUGUAAAGUGCAACGGAUGUAGCUUUUAACCAUUUAGAAGUAUCCGGCUUUUUAGAAGUUGUGAUCUGACCUGUGAGUGUGGAGGUAAGGUCACUAGCACGCUUUCUUUCCUGAAUGGUUUGAUGGCUUUCUUCUCUGACUCAGACCGAAGUAGUUCUCAACCAACACCAAAAAGGACUGUGGAUGACACUGCCUUGGAAUGACAUCUCUGAUUCACUGACACGUGAAGAAAACCUCAUGAAUAGCAAUCACAGAGACUCAGAGAGCAUCACUGAUGUUUGCUCCAAUGAGGAUCUCCCUGAAGUUGAGCUGGUGAGCCUGCUAGAAGAACAGCUUCCCCAAUACAAACUACGAGUGGAUUCCCUCUUAUUAUAUGAAAAUCAAGACUGGACUCAGUCCUCUCAUCAAAAUCAACAUGACUCUAAUGCCAUCUCUCCAGUCCUUGCUGAAGAGACUUUCCGUUAUAUGAUUCUAGGCACAGACAGGGUGGAGCAGAUGACCAGAACUUAUAAUGACAUUGAAAUGGUCACACACCUUCUGGCUGAGAGAGAUCGGGACCUCGAGCUAGCAGCUCGCAUUGGCCAAGCUCUCUUGAAGAGGAACCAUGUUCUGUCUGAACAGAAUGAAGCACUUGAAGAGCAGUUGGGACAAGCCUUUGAUCAAGUUAAUCAGCUGCAGCAUGAGUUGUCUAAGAAAGAAGCAUUACUUCGUGUCUCCUUUGCUUUGGAAGAGAGUGAAACUGAUUCCAGCUGUUCUACACCACUUAGAUUCAAUGAGUCUUUCAGCCUUUCUCAAGGUCUCUUACAGCUGGACAUGCUACAAGAAAAACUCAAGGAACUGGAGGAGGAGAAUUUGGCUCUCCGAUCUAAGGCUUCUCACAUAAAGACUGAAACAAUUACCUAUGAAGAGAAGGAGCAGCAACUUGUCAAUGACUGUGUUAAAGAGCUUCGUGAGACAAAUGCGCAGAUGUCCAGGAUGACAGAGGAGUUAUCGGGGAAGAGCGAUGAACUGAUUCAGUACCAGGAAAAGAUCUCCUCCCUCUUGUCACAGAUCCUUGAUCUUCAGCACAAAAUUAAAGAACAUGUCCUUGAAAAGGAGGAACUGAGGCUUCACCUACAAGCUUCCAAAGAUGCCCAAAGACAGCUGACAAUGGAGCUGCACGAGUUACAGGAUCGGAAUGCAGAGUGUCUGGGAAUGCUACACGAAUCCCAAGAAGAAGUGAAGGAACUCCGUAGUAGAACUAGCCCUGCAGCACAUUUAUACGGCCCCCAACAGUGUGGAGCAUUUUCUGCGGAAUCUCUAGCGGCUGAAAUUGAGGGAACCAUGCGUAAAGAACUCAGUUUGGAUGAGUCGUCUUCUCUCUGCAGACAAAAGGAACAGCAGAAGCGAGUAUUCGACACCGUCAGGGUGGCUAAUGACGCGCGCUGCCGUUCAGCCUCAUUUCCUGCCCUGCUUCCGAUUCCGGGCUCCAACCGUUCAAGCGUCAUAAUGACAGCAAAGCUGUUCCAGUCUGGGGUUCAGCCUCUGGAGAGCAGGACACACCCGAACCCUAGGAGCAGCAUGGAUGAUCUAUCCAAGGACUCCCAGAAUAUGAGGCCGCCAGGAACCCCUGGAGACAGUGACUUAGCGACAGCCUUGCAUCGCCUUUGUCUGCGUCGGCAGAACUACUUAAGUGAGAAACAGUUCUUUGCCGAGGAAUGGGAACGUAAGAUGCAUGUGUUGACUGACGAGAAAGAAGAGGCCAGUGGCUGCAGCACCCCCACGGGGAGCUUUGCCUCUCUCUGCACCAACCAGUCUGAGGUCAUAGACCUCAGUUCCAGUACCAGCUGCAUUCGGGCUUUUAUGCCAGAGAAGCUGCAGAUUGUCAAACCCCUUGAAGGAUCUCAGACUCUACAUCAUUGGCAGCAACUUGCACAACCAAACCUGGGGACCAUUCUUGACCCACGGCCAGGGGUCAUUACGAAAGGCUUUACUUUAUUGACAGAAGAUGCUAUUUAUCACCUUUCUGAUUUAGAAGAAGAUGAGGACGAGGGCAUAACAUUUCAGGUUCAGCAAUCAUUUCAGGAGGAAGGGAAAUCUUCUGUGUCUAAGCCAGUACCCAGCAUCUUCCUACCACCUCUUACUUCAGCAAGUGUGCCACUUACAGCCUCCAAUCCGGGAAAAUGUCUAUCGUCCACAAACUCCACAUUUACCUUUACCACUUGUAGGAUAUUACACCCCUCCGAUAUCACUCAGGUUACCCCAAGCUCCAACUUCCCAUCAUUAUCCUGUGGAAGUACUGGUAGCAGUACGCCUAGUACAGCGAUGAACUCCCCUGCCCUGACCUACAGGCUCAGCAUUGGGGAGUCUGUCAGCAGCCGACGAGACUAUACCACCACCUGCAGCAGUACCAGGGGUCUGGCCAAACUUCUGCAAGAAAGAGGCAUCUCUGCUAAAGUAUACCAUAGCUCUAUUUCAGAGAACCCUCUCAUCCUACGAGCCACUAGAGUCCCAGCCAUUCCCUCCACCCCACCAAAUACUCCAUACCAUUCGCCUUGUCCGUCUCCUUUGCCUUUUGAACCCCGAGCGUAUCUCUCUGAAAACUUUCUUGCCUCUCGACCCGCUGAAACAUUCCUGCAGGAGGUGUAUAGCUUGAGGCCUUCCAAGAACCCUCCAGAUAUUGGCCAGUUGAAGAUGAACCUGGUGGACAGACUAAAGAGACUUGGAAUAGCCAGGGUCAUCCAGCCCCCUGAGAUGAAGGAAAACGGAAAAAGGCAAGGGACAGAAAUUGGCCUGCGAAGACCAGACUCUGCUGCCUUCUUAAAUGCAAGUAGCAAUCUAUUGGGUGGACUCAGGAGGAACCAGAGUCUUCCAGUCAUGCUGGGUGGCUUUGGAGCCCCAGUGUGCACAUCUUCCCCUAAAAUGGCUAUCUUGAAAGAAGACUGAAUUUGCAUAUGAAGGAUAAACUUGUAGUGAUCAGAGUAGUCUAAUCUGAAGGAGAAGGAAAGUUGCAGAAGGUUGUGGAUGUGAGAAAGACAAAGAAUAAUAAUGAAGAUGAGUGUGGUGAAAAGGUCCAGGGUACCAGCAUUUAUAACUGAGAAAUGUGUAAGCAGAAGGAAUGGAUACAGGUAUUAGAAAGGAAGAGACAGAGAGCACUCCUGGAGCCUCAGGCUUUCUUAACUUGAACCAAAAAAAAAGCAAAGCAAAAGUAAAAUUCUUUAAUAGUAGAGCAUAUCCGAAAUACGUUGUGGACUUGUAUUGUCAUCCCUUUCUGGCUGAGAAUCCCAAGCCGGGAGAAGUCUUUUUAUAGAGGCAGAGAAUGAAAGCAACUCCCAUUGUCAUUUGGAAAUCCAUUCUUUUUCCCCCCCCCAGGCUGGUGCCUAAGCCAGGAUUAAAGUGAUGAGUCCAGGCUGUUAUUUAGCUGCAGUGAGAAAUUUUAUACAUUUUCCCCAUUUGCUAUUUAGUUAUAAGCAUGUCCAUCACCUGCUAUUUUCACAGUUGAAACAAAAAAACUAGGAAUUUUACCUUUUUGUCGGAUCAGAAGAAGCCCGUGUUCCUUUCUGCCUCACGUCCAACAAGCAAAUAGGAGAAUUACACUGAGCACAAGCACUAUUCAAAUUCCUUUUGUAUUUGCAGCCACCUCUACAGUGUUUUAACAUUUUUGUAUUUUUGUACUAUGCAAAAAACCAAUGCUCUUAGGGAUUUCUUUAUUAUUUUCUUUUUCUACUUUAGCAAGUUUAGUGAAUUGGAGCCAAUGAAAUCUAUUACCAGAAUUUCCUUUUGGAGGAGUGCAAUGGUCAAGACAUAUGGACAUAAUUAUGUGUGUCUCAGGUCUCUGUGGAGGCUGGGAAUAGUAUAGAGAAGAAGUGCAAUCUAUUGGAAUUGGGGGAUGUUGUAUUUUUUUUUUAAAUAAAAGUUUGUUGCAGCUUUGGAAAGGAAUCUUUCCAGAGUGGGCCAUGCAUAUUUUUUAAUGGAAGAAUACCUGUAUUUGCACAAAGAAAUUCUCAGGCACAUUGAAUUGUUAGAAACUGAAAAAAAUACCCAGGUGCUUACUGUGGGGUUGUAUUUUGAUUUUAUUCAAUCUAAAUGAAAAGUAUAACACAAAAUAAAGACCAAACAGGGGGUUGUUCUGCUGUGUCUGCUUGGUGAAUCUGUCCUAUUCUCUAAGAAUAAGCUUUUUAAAGGGUAGAUCAAAUGAAACCUGCUGAGGCAGGUUGCCUUUACUCUUCCAAAUGGGUUCCCUUUAUAACUGUUGGCAUCAGCAAACCCUUUGGUAUUAGGUUUCACAUACCAAAAUGAAAUGCAAAGUUGUGACAGUAAGAAACAGAUCGAUUUUUCCCAGGCCCACUGAAUGACUUCUGUACCUCCAGACAUUACAGUAGCAUCAUUUGAAUAGGACAGUUUGAAAAUAAAUGGAACCACCCAAGAGACAUGAUUGAUAAAAAUGAUGAACAGAAAUGACUUUUUGCCCUUCUUUUUGUCUCCAGAUGGGAAAAGCACAAAUAUCUUUGGUGCUGAUUUGCAUGGAUCUUACCAUUUUGCCUCUUUUACAGUGGUUAAUUUUGUUGACGACCAUGAUUUAGUGGAAACAGGGCUUCUGUGGAUGAACUAGAGUAAUAAUGCUAUUCAAUUAGCCUGAUUAUGAGCAGCAGAAGCUUCACCCCUUUGGCUGCCAGAAGCUUCUUCCCAACUUUUGAGGAGCUGUGGACUCAGCCAUGAGUGUAGAAACCUCAGAUGGCAUAUAGGUCAGGGGAAAAAAAAUCAACUAACACUUGUACAUUGUCAGUCAUAAAUUUUCAAUCAUUUUAGUAUUUUUGUGGCAUAUUUUGGUACAACUUCAAAUUUUCUAAAUGAUACUUAAAAAUGAGGACAACUCUCUUCCUUCCAUCUUGUGCCUAAAGAAGUGCAGUCACAUGUUCAAAGAGGAAUCCCAAACGUGGGCAUAAAUAAACUGAUGGAAGCAUGUCCCCUAACUGUGAAGGAUGCUUAAAAAAAAAACAACCUAGUUGCUCAUGUUACAGGAAAAAAAAAACAACCCCCAAACCCUCUAUUUUUUAAAAGGGCAUUUGAAUGUGUUUUAGUUAAGGUAACUAUGUGGGCUUCCUGCUUUCUUCAUAGUCAGAUUUUUUUUUCUUUUCCUUCAAAUGAACCAGAUUUCAAAUGUGUCCUUUUGCUAGGAUAUUUGUGGUUUCUGAGAGGCAGCAAGAAAUGAAGCAACAGCAGAAUAGAGCAGCAUGGGAGCCAGAAAACCACGCAAGGUGUCAAAUGUCAGGUUUCUGUAGUCUAUUAUAUAAAUAUCUAUACGUUAAGCUAGAUUUUGAAGUGUUCUCUAUUAAGGAAAUUUUAAUUAUACCUACCUCUCCUCCCUCCCAAAUUGGCCCUUUAUUGAUCUCUAGGUAGUAGUUAACAAUUAACUUAAUUAGCAGCCAAGUAGCAAAGGUUUGGUUGAAGACAGACUGAGCCAAAUGUCGGCAUUCAGCCAGAGGGUCAAAUACCAAGUCCGUGUUGGUCGUUAAGAAGUGGGUCUGUGUAAGAAAUCAGGUGGAAAAAUUGCAAAAGCUAGUCAAAUGUUAACGUGGUACACACAGUCUGAGAGUCUGCACUGCAUCAGGAUUUUGUCAUUGAGUUUUCAGUGGCGAGAAAGCCUCCACUUUCCCAUCAUGCUGCUGUUACCAUUCAGAUAUUUUUUGCUGUCUUCACCAUUUCCAUGUUGGAUUUGAAGACCAGUGUCAAAAACCAAAUUUCUCUUUCUUUCUAGCCUUCAAGGAAGUUUUCUGUGUCUAUACCUUUCGAGUAAAAGUAGUUCCUGUUAGCUAACAGGCUAACUACCUAAACUCAAAAUAAAAAGUGGCCUCUCCUAACUUUAAAGCUUCUGGAGAAAAGUUAAUGACAAUUUUGGAGUAGCACAAGCACCUGGUUUAACUGCUGCUCAUUCCAACCCAAAUCUGGCACUGAGGUGCAAAAUCUGAGAGAGGAAACACAUUAGAAGAGGCUUACCAAGAGCUGACUCCCUGUAAUCUGUAUUUGAUACAAUAUUAAAGUAUUAUUGGUUCUGACAGAUGAAAGUAUGCAUGCAUUCUCUGGGCCUGGUCUUAAAGUCUGAUUGUCUCUCCUUGGAUGUCAAACGUAUACAUGUACUCCCCGUGUCUAGCACAGCAGUGAAAUGCACUUGUGUAUGCAGGAGUGACUGCGGCUGAGAGUGUAGCCCACCAGGGGAGGCUGCUGGCUAGCAGUGUCUGAUGUUUGGGAAUGCGAGCUUGUGUCAGACAGCUUUGUGCACUUGACUUUACUUAUGGCAUGUAAAAAAAGAUAAUAAACAACUUCUUUUUUAAGAUCA
This is a messenger RNA of Phascolarctos cinereus (koala), 6673 nucleotides long. It is a transcript of the gene TRAK2, whose product is annotated as trafficking kinesin protein 2. Gene Ontology annotation, molecular function: GABA receptor binding; myosin binding. The record is from RefSeq and is a predicted model, not a curated record. Gene Ontology annotation, cellular component: cytoplasmic vesicle; dendrite; mitochondrion. Gene Ontology annotation, biological process: anterograde axonal transport of mitochondrion; protein targeting; vesicle transport along microtubule. NCBI's taxonomy places the organism in Eukaryota, Metazoa, Chordata, Mammalia, Diprotodontia, Phascolarctidae.